Durusdinium trenchii is the source of this 2397-nucleotide messenger RNA. Lineage: Eukaryota; Dinophyceae; Suessiales; Symbiodiniaceae. The record is from the annotation of a GenBank genome assembly.
AUGGAAUCCCCGGAGGAGCGCGAAGCGAAUAAGCGCGAGCGUGAAGGGUCCGAGAAGAAGGAGAAGAAGCCUAAGGUGAAGGCAAUGCCAGCGAAGGUGAAGGCCAAGCCAAAGGAGGAUCCGAACAAGAAGGCCGAGCUGGAGAAGCAGAAGAAGGAGCCCCAGCGUGACACGCCUCGCCAAUCGAUCAAGAUCACCAAGGACAACAUGCACGACCAGAGCUUCCACGACUCCAGGUACUAUGCUGACGUGGCAGCUGGCAAGCCGCAUCACAUCGCCUGGAAGAAUGAGAAGGGCCGCUGUCGGGCAAUCCUGGACCGGCGAAGCGGUUUGGUCGAUCGAGUGUCAGAGAAGCUUGAACUUGAUGACAAGUGGCACUCCAAGCAUAGCGCGCCAGACACUGGCAAGAAGCGCAAGGAUCUCGAUGGCCUCAACGCCAAUGUGGAGACCGAGGUUUUGGACGAUCGCAAGGACAAGUCGAAGCCGAUUGAACGUCGAGAUGAAGCCGUGCCCAUGAGCCGGAAGGAACGCGAAUCCUUCCAGCAGUUUCCGGAUGACGAAAAGGCAGCGCUUGAGCGGCCAACGACCCGCAAAGCAGCUGAGCCUCGCAUCCGCGGAAAGGACUACUACAAGCGCAAGCGCGACUCCAAGGCUGGAAAGGAGUAUUCAGCUUUCAUGGAAAAGCUCCAUAAGAAGCAUGGGGGAAUGACUCCGGUGCGAAUGCACAAUGCGAUCUACCUCAUGGACUUUUUGGAUUGCGCCCGGAUCGAAGGAAGGCUCCGACUCUUUUGGCGGGCCUCCCAAUCGGGUGUAAGUCCGGAACUCCAACCAUUGGAGGAUGCUCCAGCCGCGUCGGCCGGGGCACCCGAUGAGGAAUCGGGAGAAGAGGUUGGAGAGGAGCAAGCGCAGGUGAUCGUAAAGCGGUCACCGGCGCUGCUGGGCACGUUGUUCACCGGAGCUGGUGACGAAGAGGGUAGGAUUCCGCAUGUUUCACUCGACUACUGCUACAUGAACGCAGGGCAGGAAAAGAGAAGCGACUCGGAGAGCGACGGCAUUUUGCCGUGCUUGAUUGUGAAGUGUCACAAGACGGGUCGUUAUUGGGCGAACGUGGUUCCAUCGAACGGGGCAGAUUUGUUUUCUGUAGUGUGGUUGAAGGCUUGCCUCAAUGAGACAGGUUUCAAUGAGCUUGUUUUGAAGAGUGACAACGAGCCAGCCAUGCUUGCUCUGAAAGGCAAAGUGAAGGAGGAAAGUAAGCUGAAGAUUCACAUGGUUGAAGCACCAGUGGAAGACCAUCAAGCAAACGGGUACAUUGAGGUCGGUGUAUGGGAGCUCAAGCGUCAGGUGAGGGCCAUCUUAUCUGACCUGCAGGAACGACUUGGGUUCGAGGUUGAGCCAAGUCAUCCAUGCAUGAUGUGGCUGCCACGGCACGCCGCAUAUCUUCGGACCCGGUUUCGCAUUGGGCCAGAUGGAAAGACUCCCUAUGAAAGAACCUUCGGAAAGAAGUGGGGGACUCCUUUAGUGAGCUUCGGCGAACACAUCUUGUUCAGGCCAAGGCCACUUCGUGAUGGUCGACGACGCGAUCUUGCACCAAGAGUUUCAAUGGGGAUGUAUGUUGGCACAGGGUUGCGCAACAACGACGUCUUCGUCAUGACCGCGAGGGGAAUAGUGAAAGGUAACACUAUCACUCGAAGACCUCCCGAAGAUCAGUUCAAGUACGAGAACUGGAGUGAACUCCGGGGAGUUCCCUGGAGACUCCAGGCCCGUGAGCCUGGCGAGGUUCGAGUUGACCUGCCAGUCGUUGCGGGGCCAAUGACGAGGCCACCAGUUGAGGAGGUGAUUCCGAGGAAUCUCUAUGUGACGAAGAGCGACAACGACAAGUUCGGUUACACCCCACUGUGUCCAGGUUGUGAGGCACAGUUGAUGGGAACGGGUCGCAGAGCUCAUAACCCAGAGUGCAGGUUUAGGAUUGAGAGCGAGCUCAUGAAGACCGAAGAAGGAAAGCAGAGGAUUGAAGCUGCAAAAGCUCGGAUUUAUGCCGGGCGACGCCCUAAGGCUCCAAGAGUUGGAGGUGGGGCUGGCGAGCCAGAGGUUGUGGAAGCUGCCAGCGUUCCCGCGUUGGUAGGUGUUCCAGAGCCUGAUGCCGAAAUGGCCUUGGGAGAAGCUGUUGGAGAGCCACUUGAACGAGUUGCACGCCGCGAACUCGAAGACCGAGGAGAACAUCCCGGAAGCCCAAAGAAGAAACAGAAGUCCGGCGGACAUCGGACAAAGCGAAGUGCACAAGCAGACAUUGAAGAGCUGCAUCACCAGAUGCAGGAUGAAGCAGCCGUCCUCAGCCACCAAGAGUUGCAGUCGCAGCUCCAGACGCUUCAUCUGGAGGCAGCGGCACCAUGGAUUUAG